Messenger RNA from Mastomys coucha (southern multimammate mouse), 821 nucleotides. It is a transcript of the gene Ube2l3, whose product is annotated as ubiquitin conjugating enzyme E2 L3. NCBI's taxonomy places the organism in Eukaryota, Metazoa, Chordata, Mammalia, Rodentia, Muridae. Gene Ontology annotation, biological process: protein polyubiquitination; ubiquitin-dependent protein catabolic process. Gene Ontology annotation, molecular function: ubiquitin conjugating enzyme activity. Gene Ontology annotation, cellular component: nucleus. The record is from RefSeq and is a predicted model, not a curated record. The coding region runs from base 208 to 618 and encodes 136 amino acids. The transcript is spliced from 4 exons.
UGGGCGCCCUCGGGGAAGAAAGCCGGAGCCCCGGCUGGGAGUCCGCGCCGCGGAGCCGCCCGGUCCUGGGCCGCGGUCGCCGUUCUCUGAGCCCCAUUCCGCCAGCCCACAGCUCCGGGACCGGGAGGCUGCGAGGCCCGAGACGGGAAAGGAAGGAGGAGGGCAGGCGGCCAAAGUUAGGAGCUUGAAGAGAUUCGCAAAUGUGGAAUGAAAAACUUCCGUAACAUCCAGGUUGAUGAAGCUAAUUUAUUGACUUGGCAAGGGCUUAUUGUUCCUGAUAACCCUCCAUAUGAUAAGGGAGCCUUCAGAAUUGAAAUCAACUUUCCAGCAGAGUAUCCAUUCAAACCACCCAAGAUCACAUUUAAAACAAAGAUCUACCACCCUAACAUCGAUGAGAAGGGGCAGGUCUGUCUGCCAGUAAUUAGUGCUGAAAACUGGAAGCCAGCCACCAAGACUGACCAAGUAAUCCAGUCCCUCAUAGCACUGGUGAAUGACCCCCAGCCUGAGCACCCACUCCGGGCUGACCUAGCUGAAGAAUACUCUAAGGACCGUAAAAAAUUCUGUAAGAAUGCUGAAGAGUUUACAAAGAAAUAUGGGGAAAAGCGACCUGUGGACUAAAAUCUGCCAUGAGUGAUUCCAGCAAGUUUGAGCAGAGACCCCGAGCAGUGCAUUCAGACACCCCGCAAAGCAGGACUCUGUGGAAAUUGACACGUGCCACCAACUGGCGUCUGCUUGUGGCAGUUACUAACUUUCUACAGUUUUCUUAAUCAAAAGUGGUCUAGGUAACCUGUAAAGAAGGAUUAAAAAAUUCAGAUGUUCUA